This is a messenger RNA of Condylostylus longicornis, 1502 nucleotides long. It is a transcript of the gene aay, whose product is annotated as phosphoserine phosphatase. The transcript has 6 exons. NCBI's taxonomy places the organism in Eukaryota, Metazoa, Arthropoda, Insecta, Diptera, Dolichopodidae. The coding region runs from base 89 to 1285 and encodes 398 amino acids. Gene Ontology annotation, biological process: L-serine biosynthetic process; dephosphorylation. Gene Ontology annotation, molecular function: magnesium ion binding; L-phosphoserine phosphatase activity. Gene Ontology annotation, cellular component: cytoplasm. The record is from RefSeq and is a predicted model, not a curated record.
AAGUGAUCAGAUGAUCUUAAAUUAUUGCAUCAUUAUUAUAAUAAAUUAAAAUAUACAUACACAUAUACAAAAAUUUUAAUAUAUACAUAUGAGUAUAUAUUUAUAUAUGAAAAAUUGUAAAUUUCCAUUAAUCGGUAUUAAGUACAAUAAUAAUAUCAUCAGCUAUAAAAACGUAUCGACAUCGUAUUUCAAGUUAUUAGUUCCAGUUUUAUAUUACUUAAGAAAUAAUAGAAGAAAUUUUUUAAUAAAUUUAUUUUGGAAAUAUUAUUAUAAUAAUAAUAUAAUUAAUAAACCGUUAUAUAAUAGUAUAAAAUUAAUAAAUAAUAACGGUGAAUUUUGUGAAAAUUUAUUAAUAUUUUAUUAUAAAAAUUCAAUUAUAUUAAAAAAUUUAAAAAUGAGUCGUUGUUUGAAUAGUUCAUUGUUAAGUUUGGUUGCUAUAUCAGCUAGCACAGAUAAUAAUAAUAGUACAAACAAUAGUAAUACAAAUGGUCAUGUUAUACCAUCAAAUACAAUAUUAGUUAAAAAAGGAACAACACAAGUGGCAGCAGCAGCAGGUGUAACAACAACUCCUAAAAAUAAUAAUAUUAAUAGUAAUAAUAAUAUGCCGAACCAAGAUAUUGUUAAAAGGCUUGAUCAAGCUUCAGCUAUUAUAAAAAAUUCGGACAUCGUUUGUUUUGAUGUUGAUUCAACUGUGAUAAAAGAAGAAGGUAUCGAUGAAUUAGCUAAAUUUUGUGGUAAAGGGCCACAGGUAGCACUUUUAACUCAAUCAGCAAUGGGUGGAUCAAUGACCUUUCAAGAUGCGUUAAGAAUUCGUUUAGAUAUUAUAAGACCAUCACAAAAACAGAUUAGAGAAUUUUUAAAAUUGCAUCCUAGUACUCUAUCACCUGGUAUAAAGGAAUUCAUUAAUAAUCUAAGAAAAAAUGGUACAUCAGUCUAUUUAAUUUCUGGUGGUUUUGAUUGUCUUAUUGAACCAGUUGCUGAUGAAUUGGGUGUUCCAAUGAAAAAUGUUUUCGCAAAUAAAUUAAUGUUCUAUUUUGACGGUGAAUAUGCCGGUUUUGACACAAAUCAACCAACAUCCAGAUCUGGUGGUAAAGGUGAAGCAAUAUCAAUUAUAAGAAAAACAAUAAAUUCUGAUGCCAAUAUUACAAUGAUUGGUGAUGGUGCUACAGAUUUAGAAGCAUCGCCACCAGCUAAUCAUUUUAUUGGUUAUGGCGGAAAUGUUGUACGCAGUGAAGUUCAGGCCCGUUCAGAUUAUUAUAUUACAGAUUUUAGUCAAAUUUUCUAACAAUAUAUAACAUUUUAGAAUAAAAUUUUUAGUAAUAAUAAAUUAUAAUUGCCCGAUGACUUUAAAAAAGUUUACCAAUAUAACAAGUUAAAAAUGUACACCACUAAUGAAAAUCGAUACCGCCUUUAUGAAUUUGAAAAAUCAUCAACUCUUAUAUAGAAGAAUAUUGUUUUAAAACAAAUUAUGUUAUAUAAUAUCAUAUAUUUUUUUAUUUGAA